CUAUAUGUUAUAAUUUUUCACAAGAAUGUAAUCACUAACAUAAACACCUGUUCUAAAAAUAUAUUUAUUCUCGACAUCUGCACCAGUGUCACACACGAAAUUGCAUCAAUUUGAUGUAUAGAUACAUUUAGAUGUUUGUUACAUAUAAUUGGUUGUCCAGAGAGCUAUGUCGUGAAGAAAUUCACUUAUGGUUGAUCGUCUUUGAUAGCACUUUGUCGAUGACUCUGUGAACGCGUUCCAUCUUUGAUACUAUAUUUAUAUAAUUCAAAUCAAACUGUAGAUAUCAAACUGAAAUGGAACGUUUUGCUUAUAUUUUGCAGCCGCAUAUUCGAGCUAGUAAAAUUAGAUUAUCAUACAUAGACGAAUUGUUUGUAGAUCUCAAGAAUAAUCCGUACAUCAUACUUCACAAAAAUGACCCUGAUGAAACAAAGCUUUCAGAUUACAACAAUGGAAAAAGAGAUUUUGACGAACACUUGACAAAACAUGACUCACCUCUUAGUGGCACACCUCUGGAAUAUUCAUUUGGUAAUUAUGAAUUUGAGGACACUGUUGUAAUAGGACAGACUUGGAGGAAACAAGAGAAGUUAUAUUUACCAUUGAGUAGAAAUGAUGCAUGUAAUGCAUUGAAUAUAUGUUUGGAACAUCUUGAUAAUAACACUUUGCCAAUAUUAGCUCUUUGUGAUGGAAAAGAUCCUAAACAAAGCAGACUUAUUGGUGUCAUUGUUUAUAAAGAUAGGUUUAUCACAUUGGAAGCUGUUUCUACUGGUAUGACAACUCUGGCUACAAUAAGAAAUGAACGUCAGAAAAUUGUACAGGAACAUCUUAAGCGAGCAUUUGUACAGGAACAUAAUAUUAAGAUAUCAAUGUUUAAUAAUUUUGACUUGUUUGGAAUAAAACAAGAAAUGAUUGAUUGGGAAAAGACUGUCAAAAGUGAUUUUGAAGGAAGUAUUAACAUUGAAGUACAUUCAAAUAAAUUGGUAAUAGAUCCAAGAUCAAAAAGUACUUUGAUCACUCAAAUAAAUGCUGGAUGGAAGAAUAGCUCUCUAAAAAAGUUAAAUUGCCAAUUACUCUUAUUGAUCCAUUAUUUAUCAAUAAUAGACGAGUACAAGAAAAAUAUUGAGAUGCAGAAGUCAAUAAAAUUUUCAACACCUUAUGCAAAGGAAUAUGAUGUUAUAAUGGAAGAAUUAAAUCUUUUGUUAAAUGAAGACUUUAAUUUCAAAAGAUUUGAUAACAUCAAUGUCAAGGAAAAUUACCAUACAAAUGAGGGAAAUAUUAAUAUUGAUGCAAAGCUAAUAGAACGAGUACAAAAUGUAUUUUCGAGAGACAAUGAUUUUACCGAUUAUUUGUGGGAAAUACUUAUAAAAACUUCAGAGUAUUCACAAAUAAUAAACUGUAUUGAAAUAAUUCUGGAGAAAAUUCUUAAACAUAAAUUUACACCACAGAUUAACGACACAAAUUCAACAAGAUUUAUAAAACAUAUUUCUAAUCUGAGUCAAGAUACAACAUCCUAUUUACUAACAGGAAGCGUACCACUAGAACUUGUUGUAGAUAUGGGAUUUGAAAAACUUAGACGAGAUUAUUUAUAUAUUUUGAGAGGAGCGCGAUUUGUUGAUUUACACGAUGUCCGACAGAAAUUAGUCAAUAUGUCUUCUGGAAUCUUUAAUAUGGAAAAUUAUAGAAAAAGAUUGGUUACGUUGGCACAAAUUCAUCUUUGUUUGGAAUGCAUGCUACUUAUUGAAAGACAUUUGGAAUGUUCAGUUGAAAGUUUGCAAAGUUUAUUUGCUUACGCUUACAAAGAAUUUGUUUCUGCACAGUCUCCCCUACAAAAUUACACUGAGCUUUGUAAUCGAAUCUUUACUUUGACGAUGCCUCUACCAAAAAAAUUAGUUAACGAUUUAAACAAAAUGAAUUUUUCUGUAUGCAGAACCUCUAUUUCGUCUGAAUCUGCUGCAUUGAUGCUAACAACUACUAACUAUUACAGCAAAAUGCCUAUUUUUCCAACAGACAUAUAUCCUAUUGAUAAUGCAAAUACACUGGAGGAAAUAAUUUAUGGUAUAAGUGCAACAUCAUCAUCAACAAAGUAUAAAAAACUAUGAAACGCAACGCUCUUGCACGUUGGAGAAACAAGAUAAAAUUUCAGAGCUAUUUGGUACAAUUUUGAAUAAAUAGAACGUAAUAAAAAGAAGAUAAUUAAAACGUUUAAUUAAUAAUUAAUAAAAUAAAAAUUUUAUAAAAGCAUUCUUCAAAUACAAUUACAUGUAUUAGGUAUAUAAAUAUAACUACAUUUAUGAGUGUUUGUACUCUCAGUCAUCGACAAUAUACACUCGAACAUGCUAUUAGUCAUUCUUCUCCGUGA
This is a messenger RNA of Camponotus floridanus (Florida carpenter ant), 2356 nucleotides long. Its product is annotated as protein zwilch homolog. Gene Ontology annotation, cellular component: RZZ complex. The coding region runs from base 294 to 2096 and encodes 600 amino acids. The record is from RefSeq and is a predicted model, not a curated record. Gene Ontology annotation, biological process: mitotic spindle assembly checkpoint signaling; protein localization to kinetochore. Lineage: Eukaryota; Metazoa; Arthropoda; Insecta; Hymenoptera; Formicidae. The transcript is spliced from 12 exons.